Molecule: messenger RNA, 1704 nt
Organism: Mercenaria mercenaria
Lineage: Eukaryota; Metazoa; Mollusca; Bivalvia; Venerida; Veneridae
Product: potassium voltage-gated channel protein Shaw-like
Exons: 4
Coding region: 1-1704 (567 amino acids)
Biological process (GO): potassium ion transmembrane transport; protein homooligomerization
Cellular component (GO): membrane; voltage-gated potassium channel complex
Molecular function (GO): voltage-gated potassium channel activity
Source: RefSeq, a predicted model, not a curated record
AUGGCACAAGUCAAACUGAACGUUUCCGGAACAAUCUUUGAAAUUGACAUAAAAGAGCUUGAGGGCAGUGGGUUUCAGAGGUUAACAGCAAUGUGUUAUGAUGCAUCGAAAGCCGGUAAACCUUUAGAGUUCAAAAUUAACCGACCAGCCGGAUGUUUCAGUGCUAUUUUAUCGCAUUAUCAGACCGGAGAGUUACAUAUGCCUACAGGAGUUUGUCCCGGCGCAUUCCGUCGGGAACUUGAAUACUGGGAAGUUGAUUAUGGCGUUAUGCAGGAAUGCUGUCUGUAUAAGUACCAGUCCUUUAUUGAUGACGAGGAAACGCGAAAUAGUUUCUUAGACAAAGCGGUGACCUCAGCGGCAGAUGUCUCGGCCGCUGAUUCUUCGGUUGUCAUCGGAAAAUACCAGAAAUUCAGAAAGCGACUUUGGAAAAUCGUUGACAACAAUGAAACCUCAGUUCUUGCAAAAGUGUAUUUCUACCUCGUGUUCUUCAUGGUGUUACUGUCUAUAGUAUCAAUGGCAUACAGCACAGAGCCCUCCAUGAGACGUCCGGUGUCUGAAUGUGAGAUGAUAGAAUAUAUGCAACACUCUGAAAAUAUUCACGCAAGCAAGGUACAAAGUAUAUUAGGGAAUCCCGAUUGUUCCAACAGCGAGUCUUGGGACAAACCGUUCUAUAAGGAAAACUUUAAAUGGACGUUCUUUACGUUCAGCUGGGGCUGGUCCACCUUCCAGAGAAAUAACGCAAAUAACGACACAAACACAGCAAACAGCAGCGGACAAAGGCCAAAUAUGCUUCAAAGAAUUUUACAAGGAGGAGCGAAGACUACCGAGGUUCCAGAAGAGGAGGAGAUAUAUAUACCCGAUCUCACGGUACCAAAACUGCCUUUUUGUGUCAUUGAUCACGUGGUUAAUGCAUUUUUCACCAUCGAUCUAAUUCUUAGACUUGUUUCCUGCCCUUCUCUCCUGCAAUACUUCCGCUCUGUGAUAAACAUCUUGGACACCGUGGCGUUAAUUUGUUGUUAUGUUUACAAAGUAACUGUGACGAUAGAAAAAGAGUACCUGUAUAUGGACUCGACAUGGGUCCUACUGUUAAACUAUAUGCAAGUGUUUCGUACACUUCGGCUUUUUCGGGUGGUGAAAAAUGUCCGAGCUAGCAAAGUGCUUGCGUACUCACUGAGCCAAGAUGUCCGUGACAUUACUUUAUUGGCUCUGCUCCUAAUCGUCGGAAUAUCUACGUUCGCCUGUCUCUUCUACUUCGCAGAAUCUCGCGAGACAAUUCCCUCCAUUCCGAAUGCAUGGUACUGGGCAAUUGUAACAAUGACUACAGUUGGCUAUGGUGACAUCUCGCCUGAAACGGGAUUUGGGCGCGUGAUUGCCUCGAUCUGCGCAAUAUGCGGCGUUCUGCUGCUCGCGGUAACACUACCGAUGUUUGUCAACAACUUUCUCACAUUAUAUCAGUACUCCUGUGUCCAUGAAUCGAUUGAGAAAAGGAAAAAUGAGAAAGUAAGCAAAGAAAUCUUGCCCGGCGAACAAACAAAUUGCGGUACAGUAAAGCCGACGACAAAAUUCUCCGAAUUUCAUGGUUACAGCGUGAACACCAAGGUCAAACCACCAGCGUACACGCCACCAAAGAAACCAGUCGACAACUUCAGGGAAAAUACGAUUUAUCACGUGAAAGAGGCGGAAAUAAAGCAACAGCUGUCGUAG